This is a messenger RNA of Clarias gariepinus (North African catfish), 5988 nucleotides long. RefSeq names its product exostosin glycosyltransferase 1b (gene ext1b). Gene Ontology annotation, cellular component: membrane. Gene Ontology annotation, molecular function: glycosyltransferase activity. The record is from RefSeq and is a predicted model, not a curated record. Bases 914 to 3172 code for a protein of 752 amino acids. The transcript has 11 exons. NCBI's taxonomy places the organism in Eukaryota, Metazoa, Chordata, Actinopteri, Siluriformes, Clariidae.
UGAAUGGGUGCUCUGGAAGCCCCGCCUUUUCCGGUGGUCGCGCGAUCCAAUGAAAGCGCACAGUGCGGCGCGAUGGUUAGGAACGUAAUCCGCCGUCGUGUCGGGAUUGGAAUGUAACAGUGUAACAAUCGGAACAACUGAGCAAAUGGUGAUUAGGAAGCACGGGCUGAGCAGCUCGGUCCGCGGGAUUUUCCUGGGCAAACCGCCGGCGACACAAGACGCACCAAGUCUCUCUCUCUCUCUCUCUCUCUCUCUCUCUCUCAGUGUCUCGUGCUGUGCUGUGCUGUGCUUCAGUCCCGCGCUGCUCUGCUCAUGAAAGGAAUUACUUCUUGCCCGUGACGAGAUCAAAGGAAUAAGAGUAUCUGUAUGUACCUACGAUGCAGGGCUUUGUACGGUUAGUGUCUUUAGGAUGAACUGAUCUCCACCUUUCAUAGUUUAGGGAAAGGAUUUACAGACCUCCAGAAAGAGAGAUCUAGUGGACUUCUUCUCCUCCUCCUCCUCCUCAUCAUCAUCAUCAUAGUCAGUCUGUUCUCCAGCGGGAUUAAAAGUGUCCAGUUUCUACUCCAUGGAAGUUCACAGAUAAGUCUGAAAAAAAAAAAAAAAAACAGACUUGUGGUCGGUGUAAGAUUUUAAAGUGCGAAGUGAGUCAGUGAGAAACACCCCGGGGUUUGUUUACAGGCGAUGGGGCGCCGUGAUGUGCUCCGACUAGUCAGCCGAGGGAGAGUGCGGGAAUAGCCGGCACAGUCGCCCACAUGCGCUGGAUCAGCGGCUCGCCACGGGAUCGGUAUCCGAAGCAGAGGGAAGCUCAGGCGGCUCGGGGAUCAUGGCGGAGCGGCGUGGCAGUAGCGAUCGGAGGCGGUGCUGAGAGCCAAACUUGGAGAUUUUGUUCGCAGGCGUUCGGCUCUCGGGACCCAUGCAGGCCAAAAAGCGCUACCUGGUUUCGCUUCUCACGGGCGCCUUCCUGCUGCUGCUCUUUUACCUGGCGGGUGUCCCGGUGUCUCCGGGCGCGAGGAGCCGGCAUGAUCGCAGAGGUCACGGCCACCGGCGCUCCGAGCACCAGCCGCCGCUCCUCCAGCAGCAGCACCAGCAGCCCUGGCCGCACUUCUCGGACCCUUUAAACUCGUUCAGCCCGUGGGACCAACCCGACACGGACGAGUCCAACAUCCACAUGUCUCCCAGGCAGAAGCGCGACGUGCACGCCAGCGUGUUUAAAGGCAAGCGCUGCCGCAUGGACUCGUGCUUCGACUUCUCGCUGUGUCGCCGGAGCGGCUUCAAGGUCUACGUGUACCCGCAGCAGAAGGGCGAGAAGAUCUCCGAGAGCUACCAGAACAUCCUGGCUACGAUCGAGAACUCGCGUUUUUACACGUCCGACCCGGGCCAGGCGUGCGUCUUCGUGCUGAGCUUGGACACGUUGGACCGCGACCAGCUCUCCCCGCAGUACGUGCAUAACCUGCGCGCCAAGGUGCAGAGCCUGCCGCUGUGGAACGACGGCAGGAACCACCUGAUCUUCAACUUGUACUCGGGCACCUGGCCCGACUACACCGAGGACCUGGGCUUCGACAUCGGCCAGGCCAUGUUAGCCAAGGCCAGCAUCAGCACGGAGACCUUCCGGCCGCGCUUCGACGUCUCCAUCCCGCUUUUCCCCAAGGAGCACCCGAAGACCGGUGGCGAGAGGGGAUUCCUCAAGUACAACACCAUCCCACCCUUUCGGAAGUACAUGCUGGUGUUUAAGGGCAAGAGGUAUCUGACCGGGAUCGGGUCGGACACCAGGAACGCUUUAUAUCAUGUUCAUAACGCAGAGGAUGUGGUUCUGCUGACCACAUGUAAACACGGGAAGGACUGGCAGAAGCACAAGGAUGCGCGCUGCGACCGGGACAAUGCGGAGUACGACAAAUACGACUACCGUGAAAUGCUUCACAACUCCACCUUCUGUCUCGUGCCCCGAGGACGAAGAUUGGGCUCUUUUCGCUUCCUGGAGGCAUUGCAGGCAGCCUGUGUUCCCGUCAUGCUAAGUAACGGGUGGGAGCUUCCCUUCUCCGAGGUCAUCGACUGGAACACGGGCGCUGUGAUCGGAGACGAAAGGCUUCUCUUGCAGAUCCCCUCCACGGUGCGCUCCAUCCAUCAGGAUAAGAUCUUGGCUUUGAGGCAGCAGACUCAGUUCCUGUGGGAGGCCUACUUCUCAUCAGUGGAGAAGAUUGUACUUACCACCCUAGAAAUCAUUCAGGACCGGGUUCUUCAGCACACCUCACACAGUAGUGUCAUGUGGAACACUCAUCCAGGAGGUCUCUUCACGCUGCCCCAGUACUCCUCAUAUCUGGGCGACUUUCCUUUCUACUACGCCGGGCUUGGGAUCAAACCGUACCCUAAGUUCACCGCAGUCAUCCACGCUGUCACCCCACUGGUGUCUCAGUCUCAGCCCAUUCUCAAGCUCCUGACAUCCGUGGCCAAGUCCCAGUACUGCGCUCAGAUUAUCGUAUUGUGGAACUGUGACAAGCCUUUACCUGCCAAGCACCGAUGGCCCGCCACGUCCGUGCCUGUCGUAGUCAUCGAGGGAGAGAACAAGGUGAUGAGCAGCCGUUUUCUGCCCUAUGAGAGCAUCCUCACUGAUGCUGUGCUGAGUCUGGAUGAGGACACGGUGCUCUCAACCACAGAGGUGGAUUUUGCCUUCACGGUUUGGCAAAGUUUCCCGGAGAGGAUUGUGGGAUACCCUGCCCGCAGUCAUUUCUGGGACAGUAAUAAGGAGCGCUGGGGCUACACAUCCAAAUGGACCAAUGAUUACUCCAUGGUUCUGACUGGGGCUGCCAUCUACCACAGAUAUUACCAUUACCUGUACACCCAGUUCCUGCCCAGCAGCCUGAAGAACAUGGUGGAUCAGCUCGCUAACUGCGAAGACAUCCUGAUGAACUUCUUGGUGUCGGCCGUUACGAAGCUGCCACCCAUCAAAGUGACACAGAAGAAGCAGUACAAGGAGACCAUGAUGGGACAGUCAUCCCGGGCGUCUCGCUGGGCAGAUCCAGACCACUUCGCCCAGCGCCAGACCUGCAUGAACAAAUUCGCCAGCUGGUUUGGCUCUAUGCCUCUGGUCCAUUCGCAAAUGAGGCUGGAUCCGGUCCUGUUUAAAGACCAGGUCUCUAUCCUUCGCAAGAAAUACAGGGAAAUCGAGCGUCUCUGACCAGAAGAGCGCCCCCUACUGAGCGCACAGCAGGGGGCACUGGGAUACUCAGUGGAGAACAGGAGGGCGGAGACCCAGGAAUCGGCCGGCACCAAUCCUCCUCUUCAUUCCACUUAGUGUGAACUCUUAGUGACUAGUCUGGCAGAAUGUCGAGCACUCUCUGGGUGCUUUCAUACGUACAAGCAUACACACCCGGAGCACACUUUUGACCACAAGACAUUUUGAAAGAAUGUUUUUUUUUUUUUUUUUUUUAAAUGAAUGCCGUAAGGGACAGACGAUCCUCGCCAGCACACGAGAGAAUAUGGGAGAAGGCAGGAGGGAUGCAUUGCAUCGAGCGUGUCUUCACGCACUUCUACAGUACAUUAAACUACAUCAGGAUCUGAAUCACAAUUCAUCUUUAGCUCCUAGUUUCAGGAAGGUUCUGACAUUUCCAUGUGUCUCGCAUUCUUCACACCUCGCACACGAAGACCUGGAGACGAGAUAGUUUUUUUUUUUUUCUAUGUGUACACUUUACAUAUCUUAUAACAGCUGGUUCUUAUUUUAUAUGAUCAUUUCAGUACUACAUAAGCAGGAUACAUAUUAUAUGGGAAGAAGUCACAUGAUCAGAAUUCAAGGGGAAUUUUUGCGCACACAAAAAAAUAUAUUCUUAAUUUUCACAUCACUGGUGUCUAAAAGAAAGUCUGUUUAACAUGAGGAUUUCUUUCUUUCUUUUUUUCUUUAAAUCUGUAUUCCUUUAGUGCCAAGAUUGCUAAUUGCCACUUGCUGCGAUUCUAGACUUCUAUGCAUUGAAUUUCCUUGACCAGUUCUGACUUGUACGAUGUCUCUCGAAAAGCCAAAAUGUGUUGGAGAAUCGAGUCAUCUGUUUUGAUUAACCGGGCCAAUGAAGCUGCCUAAAUGGCGCUCCUAAAGCACUCUGUGCUGAUCGGGACACGAUUCGUUGUGUAUCCUAGGCCAAAUACCACCGCAGAGUUGUUAAAGAACAAGCUGGAGUCAUGACGCCGCCUCAUUUGUUCACCUUUUAUAGCGUUCACUGUGAUGCACAUCCACGUACACACUGCCUGUGCACAAAUUUGUGUUUUCUUUUUAAGUUGCAUGAGGGAAAUGGUAUCACGGAAAUGGAUAGAUGAUGACGGCGAUGAUGAUGGUCAGACCUUUGCACUUCUCUGCAGUGCUGUUAGGUAUCAGAGCAGAGCUCUUCCCCACUCUCUCUCACAAGUCCUUGAACAUGGGAACAGUGUGCUUUAGUGGCCUUUUUUUGUUUUGUUUAUGGAAGGUGAAUAGGAUUUAGUGAGCCAGCUGUGAGCCAAAGUCAUUUUUUUUCUCUCAGCCUCUCCUUAUUCUCUUAACCACAGCGACCAUUACAAACAACUCAUGCUCUUAAACUUAAACACUACAUUGAAUUUUUACAGUAUAUUCAACAUCCACUUAAAUUUCAAAUGUUUCCAUAAUAGAAUCUUUUUAACAGCAAAGAAUUUACUGUUCUGUUGUGUUCUUUUUUGAAAAAAAAUUGUAUUCUUUCCUUUUUAGGCUAUUUUAUGUUUACAGAAUACAUACAGUACAUACGUGUAAUUAUCGAGACAAUUCCAGAUAGAGAAGUGACUGUUUUAGGUAAUCGAGCUAAAAAAAUUUAAACACCCCGAAUUGAAUCUGAAGCUCUUCUGCAUGUAUGCGUGCCUGUCUGACGGCUCUCGACUGUCUUGAUCUGGGAUUUUAUAAGGAUCCAUUAUUACACCGGUUGAGGCUUUGAUUUGCAGCACCACGUGUUACGAAAGCGGAGUAAAGACUGUUUAGCCGUAUUUAAUUUCUCCAUCCAUUUUUCUUUUAAACAUGACGGAUGGCUAUAAUUAAAGAGUAAUAGAUAAUUUAGCUGGCAGGAAACACUGAUGCACAUAUGAAGAAAUCUUUCUAGAUUUAAUUCAUCUAUGAUUGAAGUGACUUGUUCCAGCCAUCUCGUUUGAGGAACACUGUCUUGCUGGAGAUAUGUGUAUAUUUUUUUGAGAAUAUCUGUAAUAUUCUCACACGCUCGCACAGACUGAAUGUUCUGACAUUUGUACAGCAUUUUGUACAAAAUGUGCUCUUUUUUUCUUUUCGGCUCAAACCUACUAAAGGACGUCCUGCUCAUCUGAACGUGCCCUUUACCUAGGGGUUGGUGAUGAGUAAAAAUUCCGAAUCAGCCAAUGAUUGUGAUUUCACACAGUGUUAACAAUUUGUUCCGACACUUUUAUCAUUCACUGGCACCUUCUAUUUUAAGGCUCAGCCUGCUGCUGCUGCAUAAUCUGUCACCAAAGACUUGUGGUAACCAGCAGCCAUAAGGAAAAUGAUUAUCUCCAGCCAGUGUGUUUUUUUUUAUAUAUAUUUUUCAUAUUGAGGUCAUUUUCUGCCUUUUUGUUUUGUUUUAUUUUGUUUUUACAAUGUUUUGUUCAGAUAAUUCUAGGUCUGAGAGAUUUCCUUUAUAAAGCUACAGUACAACUAGCAUCAAGUAUGAAUGAGAUUUUUUUCCCCUUUUUUUGUGUCUUUUUUUUUUCCUUAAAUCUCCUGCAUCACCUUGAUUAGCAAUAAGUAAAACAGCACUUAAGAAUCGUGACCGGGCAUGAGCAGUGACCUUUGCCGUGAUUGUGCCUUUGAUUAAAUUUGGGCUCUGAAUUUAUGACCACUUCACGUUAAUGAUGAAAAACGUAACAUGCCGCAUCAUAAGCAGCUUUAUCUUCACUUACACUGGAGGCUCUUUGAGAGCUCUCGUUGGUUCCGUUUCACAUCUGCAGGACUUGCAUGACCACUUUGGACUACUUCCUCAUCAGCAUCUGAGAACUGCUUUU